UCGCAAGCCUCCAGUGCACAUCAUCAAAGCAGCGGACGAUACACAUGCACCCAGAUAUGCAACACCGAGCCUGCCCACCAUGGUCGAGAUAGCCGAGUCAUCGUCGCCCGUACCGUCCCUGGUCUUCGCUAUUGUCACGCUGCUCUGCAUAUCGGUCGUCGUUGUCUUGAUUCUCCGAUACUACCUUCCCCUCCGAACAACACCCGCCUACCUCCUGGUGCCCGUCUUCUUUGCGCUAUGUCUUCCUGCGAGCAUGGUUCUUCUGGUGCCAAUAGACUUGGCGUCCAGCGCCAUGGUUGACGAUAUUGAUGCGCAGGGGAUAUGGCUGCAGCAGCGGACACUGAGAGUUUCGUGGCGGAUAACAUACUGGCUUACCUUUGCUCUGACUUGGUUCAUUCUCCCUAUCCUUGCCGAAUAUUCCGACUCCGGAUACCGGGAACCAAAAGACAAGCUCGUCGACUCUCUGCGCGCCAACGCCCAAUACUACGCCAUCGUCUUCGGAUCCGGAGCCCUUGGGUUGAUAUACGUCCUGGCGUCUUACGGGCACUUCUCCGAGUCGCUCAAGAGCACCGUCAUGGCUCUCGCAUACUGCUGGGGCUUGGUGCUGGCAAUCUACUUGAUGGGUCACGGUCUCGUUUCCAUCCCCCGCCGCCUGUUCCGCAAGGCCAACAUCAGCGGCAGGCUCCGCCGCAUUCAGACGCAGGCGCCCAAGGUUUACGAGAAGAUGGACGACGCUGAGAUGGAUCUCGAGGACCUCGAGAUGCAGGUGGCCGAGCUUAGUCGUCGCAAGGGCGGCAGCGCCAGUCUUUUCCAGGACUGGAUCGAGGAGUUAGUCGACCUGACCGACCUUCCGGAGUCCCAAACAGGCCGGACAAGUGUUGUGAGGGGCUCAGGAAACCAAAGUCCGCUCCCGAACGUCAUCACCGAGAAAUACCUGGCCGAGCUUACCAGGCGCCUAAUCCGGGCGAGGCACGCUCGGUCAAGGUACGUCAACGAGUGGAAUCGUUUGCUGGAGGAUGCCGUCAGAACACAGGCGAUUCUGGACUCGGCCGCCUCCAAGAAGCUCGACUUUGGAAAGGUCUCUCCUAACGCCGGCUUUUGGGACCGACCCCCUCUGCUCACGCCCUACACACGCUUCCUGUUACAUUACUACUUGAUUCCUUACCUCCACGCUGCUCUGGGCGCCGUCCUCUCCAUAGCCUCCAUCUGUAUCGUCUGGUCCGAACUCGUCAAGGGCCUUUUCCCCCAGCUCUCCGUCAUCCGCUAUAGCGUGAUCCACCACCAUGUCGGCGGCAACGGCCAAGUAGGCUUCGCCGGCCAGAUGAUCGCCGCGAUCUGGAUGGUCUACAUGUGUGCCGCCGCCCUCGUCUCGAUCACCGAAGUCAAGGUCUGGCGCGGCCGCGCCCUGGUGCGCCGCAAUACCGCACACGAGUCCGCAUUUUGGUACGCCAGCCAAGUCGCCCGGCUCAGCGUGCCCCUCACCUACAACUUCAUGACCUUCCUGGGCAGUAUCUACCGCGACACAGUGUUCUAUGGCUUCCUUGGCCAGCUGAUCAACCUCACCCCGCUGGGCAAGUGGUUCGACUACCUCUUCCCGGCCUUCAUCCUCAUCCCCGUCUUCGCCACCCUGUUCGGUCUCUACGGCAAGGCCAAGCGCGCCUUUGGCUUUGACGUCGCCGUCCUAGACGACGGUGACGACGGGGACACCGACGAACGUGGUGCCGCGUUUGGCACCGGCUCGUGGCGCGAAGGCCGCGACCUCAUCGAGCGCGAACUCAACGGCACCUCGGCCGCCAUCCGCGCGCGCCGCGCGGACGUCGCUGGCGGCGGCGGCGGCGAUGCUCGAUCAGCGCCCGUCCUGUCCAUCCCCCGCGCCGGCCGCCGGGAUGGUACUAGUAGCGCCGUCGGUGGGCCGACCACGCCCUUUGGGACAUCCCCGACUGCGGGCAGCGCUGGGCCGGUAUCAUCCGGUCGGCCGCAGGCUAACACGUCGGCGAGGAGGGUCGGUCGGGCCGCGGCGGCCGCGCUGGACGAGCCGGAGGACGAGAAUUUUUUCGAGGCGUUGGGUCACCGGUUUAAAAACACCAUUGAUACCAUGGACACGCCCAAGUGGCUACAGGAUAUUGGGCAGGGUAUCAAGAAGCCCAAAUGGAUGGGCGGGGGUGGCGGGGGUCAGGGGGCCAGCAGCACGGGUGGGAAUGCCGACAUCAGGAGGUGGUUUGGUGGUGAAGGGAGGAUCCGGCUGUAAUGUUGUAAUGCUGUAAUGCUGUCCUUUCUUUGUCGGCUUUGGUUUACCAUGCAUUGGUGGGUUUGGUGUUGUUGGUAUGGUGGUUUAUUGGGUUCAUUGGGGCAUCGCUGGGCGUUCACAAGACCACAAUUGGUGUACCAUUGGGAUAGGAGCUCCCUUAGUUUCGAGCUUGGCGGAUGGACAUUCAUUGUUGCUGAUAGAGCUUGGGCAAGAAUCUUCUAAUGCUGACUGGGCAGACUGGAAAGGUCUGGAUCCAUUGUCUUUUUGUUAACAGAAC
Molecule: messenger RNA, 2525 nt
Organism: Parathielavia appendiculata
Lineage: Eukaryota; Fungi; Ascomycota; Sordariomycetes; Sordariales; Chaetomiaceae
Exons: 2
Coding region: 80-2248 (722 amino acids)
Cellular component (GO): membrane
Source: RefSeq, a predicted model, not a curated record